AUGCAGAAUCUCGCGCGCGGCGACGGGUACGGCGGAGAUGGCCUUCAUCUCUUUCCAUCCGCGCCCUCGAGCGCCCCACUGUCGACGGUGAUCUUUCUCCACGGCCUGGGCGACACGGCCGCAGGCUGGACCGACGUGAUUCCGCUGCUCGCCUCGCUCUCCUGUUUCCCCGCGCUGCGCGUGAUUCUACCGACCGCGCCGGUGCGCCCUGUGACGCUCAACGGCGGCUUUCCGGCGCCCGCCUGGGCAGACAUCUUCUCGCUGGAUAAGGACGCGGCCGAGGACGGCCCCGGAUUCUCCGCCUCGAAGGCGCGGAUCGACCGCAUCAUUCAGAAGGAAGUCGAGGAAGCCAAAGUCCCUCCGCACCGCAUCCUUCUGGCGGGAUUCAGCCAGGGCGGUGCGCUCGCCUACCUCGUUGGGCUGAACUCGCCGUACCGCCUCGGCGGCCUCGUUGCGCUCUCCACGUGGCUCCCGCUCGCCAGCAACCUCCGCGUGAGUCCGGCGUGUCUGGGAAAAAGUCAAGAAAAUCCGGAAAAAUCCGAAAUGGCGCCCGGAGGUGUCCCCGCAGGCCCGAUGCCCGUCCUCCACUGCCACGGGCGCCAAGACGAACUCGUCCGCUUCGAGUUUGGGCACGAGAGCGCUGAGCUCAUUCGCCAGCAGUACGCCGCCGCCUGCGGCGACGAGAAAGCCAAAGCUGCAGUCCAGUUCCAACCCUUUGACGGCCUCGGGCACUCCGCCAACGCCGCCGAACUCGCACAAGUUCGCGCUUUCGUAGAAGAUAUUCUCAAACACCCGGUCUAA
This is a messenger RNA of Besnoitia besnoiti, 801 nucleotides long. Its product is annotated as phospholipase/carboxylesterase. The record is from RefSeq and is a predicted model, not a curated record. Bases 1 to 801 code for a protein of 266 amino acids. The transcript has a single exon. Gene Ontology annotation, cellular component: cytoplasm. Gene Ontology annotation, molecular function: palmitoyl-(protein) hydrolase activity; carboxylic ester hydrolase activity. Lineage: Eukaryota; Apicomplexa; Conoidasida; Eucoccidiorida; Sarcocystidae. Gene Ontology annotation, biological process: protein depalmitoylation.